UGCUAUGGUUACUGCCAGUAACCAAGUGUAUUCGUGAUAAAUACCCGUAUUUUCUCGAACUAGUGAGUGACCACGCGUUAUUAAACCGCGAAUUAAAACCCUUGAAAAAUGACCGAAAACGAAGGGAAAACUUUGACGGAAUCCUUCUGUGCCAACGUUCAAAGUCCGGAGCGAAUGGUGCGCCAGCGAGCGAUAAAGGAUUUCCUGGAGUUUGUCCACCGUACCGUAACGGAGAAAGAUGCUCCAGCUGUGUUCGAUGCCACCUAUCUGCACAUCCUCCGUUGCUACGCCGACCGAUUCGAGAUUAUUCGAAAUCUGGCCAUAACGCUGAUAGGGGAGCUGCUGGAAAAACUACCCGCCAAUGGGUUCUAUCUGGGCUACAUUGUCCCGGUGAUAGCCCGUCGGAUCGGCCAAGCGGAAACAGUUGAGGAAAGCGAGGAAAUCCGACUGCAGCUGUUGGAGCAACUGGAAGCCAUCAUUCGGAAGUACGCCGAUCCGGACGGAAGUAAAGGCGAUCCGCUGCUGAAAUCCUACGACAAUCUGAUCGAUAUCAUGGUAAAGACACUGAAGGAUCCUUACCCGGCGGCACAGAAGCAGAGCUGUGAACUAGUCAAACUACUGGCCGAGUCAACACCUAGCAUGCACUAUCGGGCGGAAGCGCUGGUGACGCCAGCGACCGGUGUGCUGAAACAUCGCCAUUCGGCCAAUAGGAUUGCGGCCGUUGAAGCUCUGGGGGUUUUGGCGUUGAAUAUCCAUUCCAACUCGGAAAAGGUGGUACAGAUAAUUGUAGACCUGUCGCCAUUGUUAAUGGAUGGUGUUCCGUUUGUCCGGAGAGCCUGUGGCCGCGUCGGGUGUUUGAUGCUUCUGAAGCUGCGAGAUCGGUAUUCGUUCUUUUACCGUAUUUUGCCGCUCGUGUUGAACUGUUUGACGGACGACACAGCUGAUGUUCGCGAUGAUAUUCUCAUUCGCUGGAAGGAAGCCGGUGAACUGUAUUACAAAGAAAACGAGACUGAACUGUCGAAAACAAAACUGAUCGAUCAUACUCCGGCUAAUUACCCAACAGAAUAUGAACGCCCAACACUCCCGUGUCGAGCGAUUGUCCAACGUAGUAUGAGGAUCGUAAAUCUCGUACUGCACGAAAUAGAAGAAUGGAAAGAGGACAUCAGACUGCAUGCCACCAAGUUGUUGAAAUUGGUAGUGCUACACGCUGAAAAGGCGUUCUCCACUUUGUUCCUGGAAGUUAAUCCGGUACUUUGUAAAACGUGUAUGGAUUCGGAUAAGGAUAUUGCAGCGGAAGCCUUGAAGGUGGCUCAACUAUGUGGAAUACUUCUGGAGUACGAUACGUGGAGCAAACAUGCGUUGACAGAGUUUUCAAAAUUCCACACUCUUGGCCACGUGAAGUGCUUGCAUGCAAUAUAUCAAUCCUCUGGUGUGGAUAGAUUGAAAGAUCUCACGAAAAUUGCCACCAUUCUAACGGAUACCGAAGUGUGUCACGUGCUCAAAGAAAACUAUCAACUAGAGUUGCUGGGAUUUUUGGAAACACUUGUCACUGACUUCCAUCGCGUGUUCACCGCCAAUGAAAUUGAAGGACUCGCUAACGAAUCGGACCGUGUGAGCACCGAAAAAAUGCUCUACACCGUUAUCCUCAAAUCGGCAGCCUUUGCCUACGAAGAUUCUCAAAUCAUUCGGGACCGUGCCUUGCAGGUGCUCGCCAAGCUAAAUCCAUCCACCGAACAGCUGCACGAACAUCACCUAGCAGACGUCAUCAAUUCUCUCGAGAAUCUUGAAUCAUCCAACUCUGAUGCAGCGGAGAGCAUCCUCCUACUGGCUGGGAUAGUGUUCGUGUGUGGAUUCCGCCAACCGUACUACGAUGCGCUUCGCCAGGCACUGAAAACGGCCCUCCAGCACGCGAUCCCACAGGGAAAAAUCAAACUUUUCAGUUCGAUAUCUAUCGCAAUGCUGCGAUGGAAUGAAACUAUGUGCGGUGCUGGGGAAGAGCAAUCGACAUUGUUGCAACAUUUUAUGACAGAUCUCAUUUCGCCUUACUUGGUGUGGGCCGCUGGUCGCAGUGCUGAAUCGGUGCGCUCAAUGGCAACAGCUUGCCUCUGUUCUAUGUCGCAAGGGGCGGAAAAUGGAAUUUUCAUUACAUUGCUAUCCAUGGAACUGAAAACGCUAGCCAGUCUAAUUGAGGAUAACAGCAUUGCAACACGUGCCUACGCGCUGAGAACGCUACUAGCAAUGGGUGCGUUAGAUUUCGAAAAUCUGAAGCUAAUUGCAUACGCCGUCGUUUCCCGGUUGGACGAUCCGAGUAGUGAGGUGCGUGAAAUGGCAGCCAGGUGUUUGGGCCGGUUACAGCAUUCGGCAUCGGCCGACUGCAGCAGCGAUGACGAGUCAUCAGCACGUGUCCGCUGGGAAGACACACUUAAGCCGAUUAUCUCCACCAUGUUUCUGCAUUUGGAAAAUCCUGAAUUGAAACUGCGAGCCACAAUUCUAGAAUCCCUUGGCCGCUUAGUCGUCCAUCAUCGCUCGCUAAUCAAAGGCCUGGCUAAUGAAGUUGCAGAGGGAUGUCCGUACAAGAAGGAUCUGGAUAAUAUCCUUGCUCAUCAGUAGAUACCGCUGGUCUGGUGCUACCGGUCCGAAUCGACAGUGUCGGUCUCUCUGCCCACCAACCACCAUCAAACUAUCCAGCAUCCAGGGACUCACAGAGAACGAAAAAACAACUACAAAGCGCACCGCCAACCUACCGGAACCGACGCCAGCCCCAUCAGGAUAAUUGAUUCAAAUCGUAUUUCAUCGAGUGAAUCUUUAUCAUCACCAUCGCGCCAUCACCAGCAACGACCAACGACCAAAGCAGCACUGGUAGGAGGGGAUUGUGUAACGGCAUUCGCUUGUGCUUCCUUUCUCUUCCUGCUAGGUUCCAACUAUCGCGUUUCUAUAUUUCUGCAUCUAGCCAAAGGCAGAUGCUCUGCUACACAAUCAUCAAUCGUUUCGAAGCAACCGAAAAAAAAAAUGGGGGAUCAAUUGAACGUCUGCUGAAUGGAAAAUUGGUCCGCUCUAUUCUGAGAUUUCCGAUUCAGUUUUUUUUUGUCUUGCUCAUUCACUGCUCAUCAGCGAGUGGUUGCAAAUCGAGCAUAGCCGGAGCUGCUGCUGCACUUCGGCUUCUCGGUGCGCUUUUUCUUCAUCUUCUGAGGCCAAUCGAGUCGUCGUCGGCUGGUUCCGUUCGAUCGUAAUUGCAAUUAUGAAUUUUCUUUCUUUUAUCCUGCACCGACAACUCCAAGAGAUUUCCUUUUUCGAGAGUGAUGCAUGAAUAAACGCAAUUUUAUUAUCGGUUCA
Molecule: messenger RNA, 3333 nt
Organism: Aedes albopictus (Asian tiger mosquito)
Lineage: Eukaryota; Metazoa; Arthropoda; Insecta; Diptera; Culicidae
Gene: Dnaaf5
Product: dynein axonemal assembly factor 5
Exons: 6
Coding region: 109-2610 (833 amino acids)
Biological process (GO): inner dynein arm assembly; outer dynein arm assembly; cilium movement
Cellular component (GO): cytoplasm
Molecular function (GO): dynein intermediate chain binding
Source: RefSeq, a predicted model, not a curated record